Messenger RNA from Eupeodes corollae, 1845 nucleotides. It is a transcript of the gene Nfs1, whose product is annotated as cysteine desulfurase, mitochondrial. The coding region runs from base 109 to 1488 and encodes 459 amino acids. The record is from RefSeq and is a predicted model, not a curated record. Gene Ontology annotation, biological process: [2Fe-2S] cluster assembly. The transcript has 6 exons. NCBI's taxonomy places the organism in Eukaryota, Metazoa, Arthropoda, Insecta, Diptera, Syrphidae. Gene Ontology annotation, molecular function: cysteine desulfurase activity; pyridoxal phosphate binding. Gene Ontology annotation, cellular component: cytosol; mitochondrion; nucleus.
AUUCUUAUUUUGUUGGUUGGCUGCAUCAUCAUAAAAUUCGAAAUACCAUCAAACCGAAUUAUCUUUGUAGCAAAGCGAACGAAAUAACUUUACAAUUUUUCCGUAAAAAUGAUGCAACUAAUUACAAUGUUGCCAAAAAGGCUUAUUCAUCCCGAUGCUGUUAAAUCCCUAACGAGAUCCGGAAUAUUAAAUCUGAAUGGCAUUCGUCUUGCAUCAAAUGCAGCUGUAGCAGCAAAAGAUCCAAAGAAAAAGGAAGACAAACCAUUUAUCCAACCUGAUAAGAAACCCCUUUACUUGGAUGCACAAGCUACAACUCCCAUGGAUCCCCGUGUUUUGGAUGCUAUGCUACCCUACCUAAUACAUCAGUAUGGCAAUCCACAUUCAAGGAAUCAUUAUUACGGCUGGGAAUCUGAAAAAGCUGUCGAAUUGGCACGCGAACAAAUUGCAAAUCUUAUUGGAGCCGAUCCCAAAGAAAUUAUAUUCACGUCUGGUGCAACUGAAUCGAAUAAUAUCGCUAUAAAGGGUGUUGCAAGAUUUUAUGGAGAAAAGAAAAAUCACGUUAUCACAACACAAACAGAACACAAAUGUGUAUUGGAUUCAUGUCGAGCUUUGGAAGCCGAGGGUUUUAAAAUCACCUACUUGCCGGUACAGAAGAAUGGUAUAAUAGAUCUCAAGGAACUUGAACAAGCAAUUACCCCACAAACAGCUUUGGUAUCUAUCAUGACAGUCAACAAUGAAAUUGGUGUUCGACAGCCCCUUUCAGACAUAAGUACAAUUUGCAAAGCAAACAAAGUACUAUUCCACACAGAUGCCGCACAAGCGGUGGGCAAAAUUCCUAUCGAUGUCCAUAAGGAUAACAUUAACUUAAUGUCGAUAUCGGGCCACAAGAUAUACGGACCCAAAGGAAUCGGUGCAUUGUAUGUUGGUAGAAAACCUCGAGUUCGUCUUGUACCGAUUCAAAGUGGUGGUGGUCAAGAGCGUGGUCUACGAAGUGGAACUGUACCGGCGCCUUUAGCUGUUGGAUUGGGAGCUGCCUGCGAUAUUGCCAGACGUGAAUUAAGUUACGAUGAGAAAUGGGUUGAAUUUCUAUCGAACCGAUUAUUGGAUAAAAUUAUGGAAGGUUUACCACAUGUCAUUCGAAAUGGUGAUCCCGAACACACUUAUCCGGGAUGUUUGAACUUAUCGUUUGCCUAUGUGGAGGGAGAGUCUUUGUUGAUGGCGCUUAAGGAUAUCGCCUUGUCAAGUGGAUCUGCAUGUACAUCGGCCUCUUUGGAACCGUCGUAUGUGCUAAGGGCAAUUGGAACAGAUGAUGAUUUAGCGCAUAGUUCUAUAAGAUUUGGAAUUGGAAGGUUUACAACAAUUGAGGAAAUAGACUACACGGCUGAAAAGUGCAUCAGUCAAGUUAAGAAAUUACGUGAAAUGUCACCACUCUGGGAAAUGGUACAAGAAGGCAUUGAUUUGAAGUCAAUUAUAUGGGCUCAGCACUAAAAUUCCUCCUCCAGUUAUUUUUUUGUUUAUUUUAUUUUUCACCAAUAAUUAUACACUAAAUAUUUUUUAAAUGUAAAGCGUUACCCGUUCACCUAAAGAAUGAAUAAAUGAAUGAACCAUUACAAAGACAUACGACGACCGAUGAUUGGCUUCGAAGUCGAACAACUGACCGACAGUUUGCAUUACCGUGUAUUUUCUUUUAUUAGCCUUUUAUAGUUUUUGUUUUUGUGUAUUAUCCACCACAACACAGAAUAUUAUAAUAUAAAUAUAUACCCAUGUAGAAUAUUAUAGUUUAUUUGUUAAGUUAUCUUCUCGAGAAUAAAAAAAGAAAAUCAAUACAAAAAACUGAAUUAUUUA